AUGCACUCUCUACAUGCUCUGUAUAUAAAUCUGAAACAUAUCACGAAAAUCGAUUAUAUAUUCUACCUUGGCCAGUUUGACAAGUUUACGGAUAUCCCGAAGAACACUACGAAGAAAACUGGAGCUUAUAAAGAAUAUCUGCACGCUGUGAAGGACUACCUCGUCUACUUUAUGGAACGAACACGACCGCUUCACAACUUGGAGGAAGAUUUCAAGAAGAGUGAUACUGAAAUUGAUCGAUUGAUCGCAAAUUGA
Cylicocyclus nassatus is the source of this 255-nucleotide messenger RNA. The record is from the annotation of a GenBank genome assembly. Lineage: Eukaryota; Metazoa; Nematoda; Chromadorea; Rhabditida; Strongylidae.